Balearica regulorum gibbericeps (East African grey crowned-crane) is the source of this 1014-nucleotide messenger RNA. Lineage: Eukaryota; Metazoa; Chordata; Aves; Gruiformes; Gruidae. The record is from RefSeq and is a predicted model, not a curated record.
UUCACAUGCGGUGCUCUGUUAGCCUGCUCUAUAUUUUUUCCAUUCUGUUUCCUGAAAAUCUUUUCCAAAACACUUUACUGACCUUUUUUUUAUUAAUUACAAAUAUCCAUAUUUCUGUUCUGGUUUGUUUUCCUGCAGGCAGCAUCAUAAAAUCUUAAUCAAGUGAAAAUGGCCUUUAGCAAUUUGACAUCAAAGGCUGUACUACUGUAUGAUGAAUGGAUUAAAGAUGCCGAUCCAAGACUAGAAGGCUGGCCACUCAUGUCUUCACCUUUUCCAACAACCUUUAUCAUUGGAACCUACAUUUAUUUUGUCACUUCCUUGGGACCCAAACUCAUGGAAAAUAAAAAACCUUUCGAACUAAGGCAGAUAAUGGCAUUUUAUAAUUUUAGUGUGGUAGCCCUGUCUUUAUAUAUGACUUACGAAUUUCUUAUGUCAGGCUGGGCCACAGGGUACUCAUUCCGGUGUGAUAUCGUUGACUACUCGAGGUCACCUACAGCUCUAAGAAUGGUACGAACUUGUUGGCUUUACUACUUUUCCAAGUUCAUUGAAUUACUAGACACUAUAUUUUUUGUGCUGCGUAAGAAAAACAACCAAGUUACAUUCCUGCAUGUCUUUCAUCAUUCCAUCAUGCCAUGGACCUGGUGGUUUGGAGUCAAAUUUGCUGCAGGUGGUUUAGGAACAUUUCAUGCUUUGCUGAACUGUAUUGUCCAUGUUGUCAUGUACACUUAUUAUGGAAUCUGUUCUUUGGGACCAGCCUAUCAUAAAUAUUUGUGGUGGAAAAAAUACAUGACAACCAUACAACUUGUCCAGUUUAUUGUGAUUACAGGCCAUAUAGGACAAAUCUACAUCAUGGAUGAUUGUCCAUACCAGUAUCCAAUUUUCAUGUUUAUUAUAUGGCUAUAUGGCUCUACGUUUUUAGUCUUGUUUCUCCACUUCUGGUACCAUGCUUACACGAAGGGACAAAGACUACCAAAGAUGGCAAGAAAUGGGAUCAGCAAAGAUCAGUGAAACAAA